GAUAUCUCGGUAGUAAAAUGAUCGAGCUACCUCUCUCAAUAUAUUAUCUCAAGGAUUCUUGGUUGAGAACAUGAGGCGGAACCAAAUUAUAUAUGAAAGAUAAAGUUGACUACACAUAAAAGUUUCAUUUUUAUGUUCCAAUCUUUUCUCCUCUGAAACCUGCUCACCUAACAUGCCAAUCUCCAUUGAGCCACGUUUCCCCUUGGGGUCCUCCCCUUUGUCCACUUGGCAAGAAUCAUAUCCCCAUGCGGCAACUUCCUCAACUCAUCCCCUUGGUCUUUUUCCCACUACAAUCCCGGUACCCUCCAAAACCACCUCCCUAUCAAGCCAAUCCAUUUCACCCUCACGUUCUCCUUCUCUUUCUCAAACUCCACUUGACUCACCCAACUCACCCAUCACUAACUCAUCGUCACCCUCACCUACUACCUUACCAACCAAUUCUCCAAUACCCUCCCCUACUCGUACAAGUAACUCCCCAUCUGAAUCUUCUUCCAAUGACUCACCACCCUCUAGUCUUGACACCCAAAUAUCAGCCUCUACCUCAUCGUCUCCCUUUCACCCGAUCCAACCACCUGCCCAAACCCAUCCCAUGGUCACUUGUUCUAGAAAUCAGAUUUUUAAACCAAAGCAACUCUACCUUGCCGAAACCCCUUGUUCUGAAGUUGAGCCGACGUGUGUGAGUCAAGCCCUGAAAGAUCAUCGGUGGAGGCAGGCUAUGUUUGAGGAAUUCAACGUUUGGUCAGAUUACUCCCUUUUUAUUCAUCGACAGAUUAUUGAUUGGCUUUAUGUCUUGGUGCAUGUAGAUGAUAUCCUCUUCAUUGGAAGCAAUCCUACAACUAUUGACCGUUUGAUAACUACCAUGAGCUCCAAAUUUUCAGUGAAAAAUCUUGUUGAAUUGGAUUUCUUUCUAGGAGUGGAAGCUAUUGAAACUAGUGCUGGCUUAUUUCUUUCCGAGAGACGGUAUAUUCAAGACAUUUUGCAACAAGCAAGCAUGGAAAAUGCUAAACCAGCAGUGAAACGUGUUCUUCGAUAUCUUAAUGGUACAAAAUUUCAUGGACUUGUGCUUCGUCCACAAACAUCUUUGUCUCUUCAUGGUUUUUCUGAUGCUGAUUGGGCAGGUGAUAAGGAUACUUUAAUCUUUACAACUAGCUAUGUGAUGUAUCUUGGCUCCAAUCCAGUGUCUUGGAAAGCAACCAAACAACAAGCUGUAGCACGAAGCUCAACAGAAGUAGAGUAUAGAGCACUAAUUCCUUUUGUUCAAACUUUGUUCCCCUAUGUUUGCUAGGAAAAAAAAAAUUCCAGCAAUUGUUGUAUAUAUUUGCUUGAUGUUUGAAGUAGAACGCUACAAUUGUUUUCGUUUCUUUUCUUUUCUUGGUAAUUAGUACACUGUUAUAGUCUGUUUUCUUUGCUGUAAAGAGAAUUGUUUACUUUCUUGAUUGAGAUCAUGUUUAAGUUUAUCAAUCUCUGCUGCUAGAGAGAGCAAAACUUGGGGUUUUUUUUUUUUUUUUUGAACUGGGGAAACUUUGGGGUGAGGAUGGCAGAGUAAGUGUUUG
Rubroshorea leprosula is the source of this 1553-nucleotide messenger RNA. The record is from the annotation of a GenBank genome assembly. NCBI's taxonomy places the organism in Eukaryota, Viridiplantae, Streptophyta, Magnoliopsida, Malvales, Dipterocarpaceae.